ACAACAACAACAAAACCUGUAUCUUUUUAGAUAUUUAUUAUAUAUUCAUAUUAUAAAAUAAAUUGUUAUCUCUCCGUAGUGAAACGAACCUGCGUAUUCAAUGCUUGUAAAAUUAUCCCGAACAUGAAUAUGCAAAAUAUAAUAAGCGUAUGUAUUCGCGCCUGUUAUAAAUUAUUGAAAAUUUACGUAGAUAUAUAAAGUAAACGUCUCCCUCGUUAAUGUUAGAUCCAGUAAAAAACCGGUUGGAAUGUCCGUGAAUAGAAGUAUGAACUUUAAACGCGUUCGAGGUCACGGAACUUUCUUUAGACUUUUACCAUAAAACAUUUCUUUCGUUUCGAAAACAAUUUGUACAAUUUUUAAUUAUAAAUGAAAUCAAAUAAAUAUUCUUGUACACUUUACGAAUUAAAUGCGAUUCUCGUACAUCUUAUUAUCAUCGUGUAAAAGCGAUCAUCAUCCGGUUGAUGAUUCACUCCGGUUGAAUUUGUCUCUGGAGGAGACAGACACAAGUAAAAAUAUCAUUCCAAAAUAUAUGAUUAUACGUACAUAUAUUUUUGUAUCCUAUGGAAUACAAAUGUUUCCAUGCGAUUGAAAGUUGAGAAUUUUCGUUCGUUUAAAAUGCAUGAAUGCAUUCGGUAUCGAUUGGAAAGAAGAAUCGCACGAAUAACUUUAGUUAAUAUAGCCUAAUUUAUUAUUUAUUCAUUCUUUUUUUUUUUUUCUUUUUUUUUUUUUUUUCUUUUUUUCAUCGUUCUAACAAUUUUCUCCCUGAGUGAGUUAUCGCGAAACGUUGAAGCAAACGGAGAAAGCAAGGAAGUUCUUAGUUAACAGACUGAGACCAGAAUCUCUUUAAAUCUAUUAUCGAUGAAAUCAAGCGAACGUUCAUCCGUUAAAGAUGUUAAACGAAUGCCAAUCAGAAAGCGUAAGCGUUUUAGAACACCAUUUCCAUUUCGUUCCGACAAUUUUACACCUCAGCCGUCAUAACAACCGGGGCUACUUUCCGCAUAAUUUCCCGUUCACCGUUAUGGGAAAGAGUAUAUAAUCGUUUGAAAAUAUAUUCUCUAAAGCAAAAAUAAUAUCUCUAUUUAGAUGUUCCUUUUCUAUGAGGUAACAAUAACUACUGAAUAUUGUUCACUAUGCAUUAUUAUUUGUCUUCCAGAAAGAGAUACGUAACGCAAGCUUAUUAUGAAAUGUAUUCCUUCACCUUGCAUUCAAGAUUGCAUUCAAGAUCGCAUUCAAGAUCGCAUUGAAAAUCUACAUACCGAGUGUUAGACUGUGAAUGAUUUUAUCUAAAUAUUCUAUUGGUCUUAUGAAAAAAUACUUGUACGCAAGAUGUUUAGAGGUAAUUGAUAAUUAGGUUGUCUACGCUCUUAGGAAAAAAGGAUUUUCGGUCGCGACAUAGAAGCGCAACUCGUCGUAUUUGCAAGCAUCGAUGUCUCCGUGUGGAACGUGCUUCGUGGUGUGAUACCACCGAGUAUGCCACGAAUACGAGCGAACGCCUCGUUCUAAUGACCUACUCUUAAUGUGCCGCAGCUCGAAAGAGAGUUCGAAUAGCAAACUUUGAAGUUCAGUCAUCGACCGACCGACCGACCGGUUUCCUGUUUCGUUUCGAGUGGGAUCUCAGUGGCUCUGAUUCACCGUUCGCCGAUGCGAGGAGGAGGACAGUGUCGCGAGAAAACAGGGCCCUCGAUUCUAUCAUACAGACGGUACGUUCUCCUCUAUCUAUCUUUUUUCUAUUUAAACAGUGAUUCAAUAUCUUUCAUGUGUCCAGUGUAUUAGUGAUCCAGUGGAAUAUUUACUAACUUUUAAAUAAAUCCAGAAUCACUGGAAUACUUCAUCUUUCAAAGUGAAGAUUCAUGUAAUUUUUCGAAUACUUAUUGAAAUCAAAUUCUUAUGGAAUAACCAUAUCUGUAAAUAAUACAACAGUGUGUACCUUGAAUUAAAUAAAUGUGCUAUCUUAUAUUGAACAUUUUAUAUCAUUUGGUAAGAACAACGCAAACAAAUAUUACUAUCAUGACGAAGAUAGUAGAAUUCUUAAAACUUUAACAAAAUUUCAUUUGCGCAUAAGAGAACAAAAAAUGCAUUCGAUAUUAAAUAUUUGUUUAAUAAGCAAUAUAUUUUCUAACAAUGUUUUACUUCGUUACCAAGCACUUUUACUUUUUCUCAUUGUUCAAGAUAAACUGAUAUAUACAUAUAUACAGACGUAUGUACACUGUUCAUACGAUAACCGGUCUCUGCACAAUUCUCCGUUCAUUCUUUUUAUAACUAACUCGCUGCCUAUAACAUCGAAAGUUAUAAUAAGAAAAUUAAAUAGAAAAAUAAAUCUACUUAUAGUUAAGCUUGUCAAUCGGUAUGUUUCUUUUUUUUAUAGAGGCCACUUCUCAUUUAAAAGAUGCGCUUCGUGAUUUUUGCAUUGAUUUGUCUUGUUGCGUUACUCGUCAAACGAGUAUCAUCUCAUGGAAGACUGAUAGAACCACCUUCAAGAGCAUCUAUGUGGAGAUAUGGUUUCGACACUCCGCAUGAUUAUAAUGAUCACGAAUGCUAUUGCGGUGGUUUCACUAGACAGUGGCAACGAAAUAAAGGAAAAUGUGGAAUUUGCGGAGACCCUUGGGAUUCCACUACCCCACGUUUGCACGAAACUGGUGGGAAGUAUGGGAACGGGGUGAUCGUUCGAAGAUAUCGAACUGGUUCCGUUAUACCGGUUCGCGUCGAGUUAACAGCAAAUCAUUAUGGCUAUUUUGAAUUUCGCACGUGUCCGAUGAUUUACCGUGACAAGGAAGUCACUCAGGAAUGUUUGGACAAAUAUCUUCUAGUUGGAAAAAAUGGAACUGCAAAAUAUUAUCCAGGCCCUGGUAACAAGGUCUUCGAAGGAUUUUAUAAAUUACCCGAAGGAUUGACUUGUAGACAAUGCGUUUUUCAAUGGAGAUAUAUAGCUGGCAAUAAUUGGGGCGAUUGCGGAAAUGGGACAGGAGCUGUAGGAUGUGGACCACAAGAAGAAUUUCGUGCAUGUGCUGAUAUCGCUAUUGGUGACAAUGAAACUGUAUCAUUACCAGAUCUUCCAAAAGUGCCAACAGAAAGUAUACCUACGGACAUAUCAUCAACUAUGGAACCAACUUCUAUACCAAUAUCGGCACCUUCUUGGUUGUUCAGUAUUAUCAUCGCUGGUACGUGUCUUUUGGUGGUGCUGGCUGCUAUGGCACUGCUUUACACGUACUAUUACCACGCUGGUAGAGCCAAAAAAUGGCUUUUGCAAAGAAGACUUCUGACGCCAGACAGAAAUCCACCCGUGGCUCCACCAAGACACAAGAAAUGUCACAUAUCUAAUGCACAAUUGCAAAUGUAAUAUGCAACGGUAAUUCAUUUCAAGAAAAAUAUGAAAAUUUAUCCAAAUAUUUUUCUACUUCAAAAAUUAUACGCACUGCAAUUAUUUCAUUCCUGUUCAUUAUUAAAUUCGUUUAGAAUUGUAUUUAAGUCAUUUUUUGUAAGCACUUUCGUGUGCGUGUAAGUGUGCGUGAUUGAACGAUCGUUGCAUGAAUAUUUUAGCGUUGAAAAUAAUUUACAAAUGUUUCCUACGUAUUUUCAUGAUGUAUAUA
Messenger RNA from Polistes canadensis, 3587 nucleotides. RefSeq lists its product as uncharacterized. The transcript is spliced from 3 exons. The record is from RefSeq and is a predicted model, not a curated record. Bases 2387 to 3337 code for a protein of 316 amino acids. Lineage: Eukaryota; Metazoa; Arthropoda; Insecta; Hymenoptera; Vespidae.